Messenger RNA from Terrapene triunguis (Three-toed box turtle), 3433 nucleotides. RefSeq names its product cyclin L2 (gene CCNL2). Bases 1497 to 2399 code for a protein of 300 amino acids. Gene Ontology annotation, molecular function: cyclin-dependent protein serine/threonine kinase regulator activity. Lineage: Eukaryota; Metazoa; Chordata; Testudines; Emydidae. Gene Ontology annotation, biological process: regulation of transcription by RNA polymerase II. The transcript is spliced from 7 exons. The record is from RefSeq and is a predicted model, not a curated record. Gene Ontology annotation, cellular component: nucleus.
UGAUCUAUCUUGUUAUACGAGACCAGCAGGGCAGUGGCAGAAAUAUGUCAUUUGAGGCACUCUGGGCAACAUUGGUGUAGCCCACAACUAUGUUCGUGGAAUAGACAGUUCCAGUGUUUCCUGGAGUGCCCCAACCUACUACCCAAAUGUUGAUCGGCCUCUAAGUUUCAGGCACUGUCUUAAAUGGUAAGAUAGCUUUUAAACCCCUCAACCCUUGCUCUUUCUUCCCUUUUCUCCUACCCUUUGCCCUCCCUCUAAAGUGAAAAUGUUAAGUGGUUGUUUCUUUGGGUAAAUCAUAUGUGCAGUUCUUGUCCGUCGCUGAUGCUGGGAGACAGACUUUCCCAACACUUGAGCUGCUGGUUGCAACAAGGGCAUCAGGAACUCUCGACAUAAAUCCUUUUUAUCCACAUGGAUAAUCCAAGAUGUCAGCUACUAAGACUGGAUAACUCAGUGUUUUUGCAUUUGCCAUGAAACGUCUUCUGCCUGUCUUGUUGCUUCACUGUAGUGAAGAGAAUCAUUUGGGGAUGGGUAUCGAAGUAAAAAUUCCAGAUUGUAACAAACUUGUAACUUAUGAAACAAUGACAUAAUUUAAAAAUUGGAAUAAUGAAUCUAAAGGUCAUAUUUCUGCUGACUGAACUCUCUGGUACUGUGAUCUGUUUGGUGGAGAACCUAUUUUGACUUUUCUUUUCUGUACUCUUUUAAUCAAAGGGUAGCCUCUGAGGGUAAGUGACUAAGACUUCUCCUCUGCUGCCCAAGCGCUAUGGUGCAGGGAUAACUGCGUCUUCAGUCAAACCAAAGCAGGCUCUACAAAGAGAAGGCUGACUCUAGACAGAAACCUUGUUGAAAUGGGACAUUUGGAAACGAUACUGUCAUAUGCCAGAGAAGAGGAGAUCUGUUUGAAUACUGAACCGUCCUCUGCACUGAUGAUUCCAAAUACCUGGAUUUCUUCCACGACUAGCUUUUUGCAUCACAAAUGGAUUCUGUCUUGGAUGCUGUCUCACUAAUGGAAAAUGGACAGGUUCCAAAAACUUUCCAGUGGAAAUGGGUACACGCUGAAGUGGAUUGCAUUUCUCCGGAGAACUUCAGCAGGAUCGGCAACUUUGAACACUAGCUUUGAGUUUGCAUGCUUCUCUGCACUCUGGGAUUGAGCCUAGAUUUCUAUUACUGAGUUCUUUACAGAUUAUAUGUGGUCUCUACAAAAACAUUUGUUUUUGCAUGAGAGCAGGCCAGUAGAUCUAGAGGGAAAAGUAAAGUUAAAAUUGGUUCUCUUUCAUAACUGAUUUGUCUGACAGCCAGUCAGAAACUUAUUCCCAACCACGUAUCCAUCCCCUUGAAGAAAUUUUUCUAACGUCUCUUCAGAUUUACAGGAGUAUAGCAUUUGAGCUUAGUAAUAGAAUGCACAGAGAAGUAGUUACUGUAGAAUUGAAGAGAAUAGAACAGAGAGGCAUUCUGCAGGGGGUUGCAAUUGUUCCCUUAUUGUGUCUUCCAGGAAUUACAUGAAUGACAGUCUACGAACAGAUGUCUUUGUAAGAUUCCAGCCAGAAAGUAUUGCUUGUGCCUGUAUCUACCUUGCAGCUAGAACAUUGGAGAUCCCACUUCCUAAUCGUCCUCACUGGUUUCUGCUGUUUGGAGCAUCAGAGGAGGAAAUUCAAGGGAUUUGUAUAAAAAUCCUUCAGCUAUAUACUCGGAAAAAGGUUGACUUGUCUUAUCUGGAAAGCAAAGUAGAAAAGAAAAAACUAGCCAUUGAAGAGGCAAAAGCACUAGCUAAAGGUCUGCUACCCGACAAGACUCCCAAUUUGGAGAACACGUCAGGGUUUUCCCCUGUUCCUAAAAAUGAAUCUCCAAAAGAAGGUAAAGGAAAUAAACCUUCCCCACUUGCUGUGCAGGCGAUGAAGAAUGCCAAAAGAAAAAUGGAUGGAACAAAAAGAAUGAAUUCCAACAGCCCAGUGAAUGGCAUUCAGAAAGGAAGGGAGAGCAGAAGUGGAAGCAGAAGUCGAGAGCAGAGUUAUUCAAGAUCACCAUCUAGAUCAGCAUCUCCUAAGCGCAGAAAAAGUGAAAGCUACUCAACAUCGAGUGGUUCCAAAUCCCACAGCCGCUCCAGGAGUCGCAGUGAUUCUCCCCCAAGACAGUUCAACCAUAGUGCUAGUUACAAAGGCUCUAAAAUGAGGAGUUACAAAAAGUCAAAGGACUACAAAUAUUCGACACACAAGCCAAGGAAGUCCCGCAGCAGGAGCUCCUCACGUUCCCGGAGCCACUCACGAGAGCGUUCUGAUCAUUCUGGGAAGUACAAGAAGAAAAGUCACUACUAUAGAGAGAGACAUGAGCGUUCCCACUCCUAUGAGCGUACGGGUCAUCGUUAUGACCGAGACCACCCUGGCCACAGCAGGCAUAGGAGAUGAGCGCUACAAAGGGUUCUCUUCUGUCCUUUGGGAUUCAGAGUGGAGCCCAGUUUCCCCCAUUUUUCCCUUGCAGCAUAGGGUUCGCCUGGGUCUAAACCACUUAGCGUCAGUAAUCUUUUCUAACCCUGUGCUUGUUAGCAUGAAUCCAAAUACAAAGACCCUGAACAGACAUGAUGAUGUGGACGACUUGAUCUGGUAGAUGGCUUAAUUGUUCUGCUGCUUGAGCGUCUCUUAGAAACACCGAAGAGCCUCUGUUGUAGUGGCUGCUCCUAUGCCUGGUAAUAGGUAUAUUUGCAUACUGUAGUGCAAUGGUGUUAGUGUAUUUCGGGACUUGGGGUACUGAGAGCACCAAUUUCCUGGCUCAGCGAUUAGAGAGCCCUGCUGACCAGCCCUUCCUGAUGGAACUAGAAGAAAGCUCAAAACGUUCCAUGAAAACCAUUAGUGGCUUGGUGCUAACAAAGCUGUCGUUUCAUACUGACUCAAUUAUGUUGUACAAAUGUAAGGUGAUAUUUCUAGAACUGAUGCCUAUAUUAGGUUACACUUGUGUAUAUAUUUUGCAGUGUUUAACAAUACAAUAUGGAAAUAUGGCCUUAUUAGCCCUUCUACUUUCUCCACCGUGUAAAUAAGCAUUUGUUUAAUACAAGUGAAAGCUAUAUACUGAAAAGUCAAAACUUGAAUUCUAUCAAUUUAAGAUUUGUGUAGAGAAUUCUGAUAAAUGUGAAAGUAUUUAGCUCUGUGUAUUGAAAGUAGUAUAUUUUUAUCCGUGCAAUGCUGUGUGCAGGCCACCAGCUCAUAGAGAAGUUUCAUAUAUAUACAUUUUAUGUGUUUUGAAUAACUCUAUACUCAGGAUCUUUGACACUCUGAAGAAUUGGUAGUUUGUCAAUCUGCUUGCUUGUUUAAAAACAGAAGGUGUAAAAAAAAAAAAAAAAAAAAACCAGCCCAAGUCCGCAGCUCAGUGGUAUCCGUUUUAGUGGUAUAUCUGAGCUGUUCCCAUGCUCCCUAAUUUCAUUAAAGUAUUUGAUUUUGUAUUUAAA